CGCCGGGAAAACACCAACGGUUUUCCGCCGCGACAACACGUAACUUUCGGAAACCUUUGACUCAUACUUGCGUCUUCGAAUACGAGAGCCGUUUUAUUAGUGUGAAGUGACGAUACAUUGUGGGAUGUUUGUGAUUUUUGUGCGUUUUAAAGUUUGACAACGCUGACUUUGAAACUAAUUAGAGUCCAUCAAUCAAGCUCCACUCUACGAGGACAAUUGAGACGUACCGCGAACAUCUGUAGCACUUAACAUGUCCAACUAGACAAUUCAGUGUCCGACUAAGAAUGACAAUCUUCGAGUAAACUUCAGGGAAAAGAUAAAAAACAAUCUGUUACCAAUGAACGACCUAAAUUAUAACGCAGGAAUGAGUUCCUACCAAUUUGUGAAUUCCCUCGCAUCUUGCUACGGGAAUCAGGUCCCGGGACGUACGGGGACCCCUGUAGAGCAAUCUGGCCAUCCAGGGCUUCCUACGCCCGGCGCAGAUUACUACAAUCCAAACGCUACAGCGUCAUAUCCAAACACAUGUUAUUCUCCGCCUCAAGUCGGGCAUCAUUAUCCUCAACACCCUUACGCGACACCAGCAGCCGGGGCUCACAUGCAGCCUCAGGCUAUGAUCGAUUACACGCAACUACACCCACAAAGACUAGGCAGUGCAGCCAGUCAUAUGCAUCAACAUUCAAAUCCAAGCCCUGGUGCGCUGUCACCUAAUCUAAUGUCUACACCACCUAGCCAAGCUGCUAGUGCAAGUUGCAAAUUCGCUGACUCGACUUCCACGACUGGAGUUGCAUCCCCACAAGACCUCUCCACUUCGUCGGGCCCUGGACGAACGUCACCGGGCUUUGGGAGUGUUGGUCAGAAUUCAGGUGGAACGACUAGUACGAAACUAGGUCUUACUACACCCAUUGCUUCUCCAGUGGAACAUAAGGCGAAUAUAAACCAAAAUAUUUCAAGCCCCGCCUCAAGUACAUCCAGCAAUGAAAGCAACGAAGCUAAUAACUCGAGUUCAAGUAAUACGAAGAAUACAAAGUCUGCUUCCAAUACGCAGGCGAAUCCUCCGCAAAUUUAUCCAUGGAUGAAACGUGUUCAUCUAGGGCAAAGUACGGUAAAUGCAAAUGGUGAAACAAAACGUCAGAGGACUUCGUACACUCGGUAUCAGACGCUGGAACUCGAGAAGGAAUUCCACUUUAACAGAUAUCUGACGCGGAGAAGGCGGAUCGAGAUAGCGCACGCGCUGUGCCUCACCGAGCGCCAGAUCAAAAUCUGGUUCCAGAACCGGCGCAUGAAGUGGAAGAAGGAACAUAAGAUGGCGUCGAUGAAUAUCGUGCCUUACCAUAUGAAUCCGUAUGGUCAUCCCUACCAAUUCGAUCUUCACCCGAGCCAAUUCGCUCACUUGUCAGCAUAGGAUCAGUGGAAUUUUUCGAAUAGUGGAUAACUGAUUUAUUAAAAAAAAAUUAGUCGACCGUACAUCGGACGGAGUUGUGUGUAACAUCUUCAUAAGGAUAUGAGAUGUUACAGUAACUAGACUAGAUCAGUUAUUCGCUGUUCGAAAAAUUAUCAAUUAAAUAUAGACUAAUUUGUUGAAGUUGUUGUUGUGACAUUCAGUGACGUUUUAAAUAAAAGUGCUUCUGCUGUAAGACGCGCAAGAUAGAAUCCAGGAGACAGUCGAGACCAAACAGGACAAUCAACUACAUUCAAUCUUGAACUAUCUGUAUUUACAUAACUGGUAAAAAAAACAUACAUUUCUAUACAUUGAAUAAUAUGUAGCUACGUUUAUUGUUAAAUUAAAAUCAACAAAACUGUCAAAUUGUUGAUUUAGAAAGAAUUUUGCCUAGUCAUAAGCUAUAAUUUGAUCUGCAUACUAUUCCUAAAAUUGUAAGAUAAAAACGAAUAAUGAAUAUUAGUGUAAAUUGUGAUGGCUAGUUAGAUUUAAGCUAAGGCAUGUUUGUUAGAUUCGAACUUUAAAAAAUCAUCUAUAAAAAUAUUCAAGGAACAUUUAAUAUACAAAUUCUAUGUUUAUAAAUAAGCCGUCACCCCAAAAUAACAAAUUCGGAAAUGUACAGGGAUAAGAUAAAAUUUGGCGAAUACAAAAAUGUAAUAUUGAAUACGCAUGAUUUUUACUUAAAACAUUUCAUUACUCCAAAUAGCGAGGAGUAAAGUUAUUUUCUAGAUUAGCGAGGGCUUGUAAAAACGCUGUGAACUUAAAAACAGGAUAUAAGCUCAGUUAAUAUCUGUGAAUAGGUAGCUAUUUGAUCUUAAAUUGUAAAUAUUGAAACUGUCACUAGUAGGUAUCUGAAAAAGUUUAAUAUAUUCAUUAUAGUGUCAACUUUUUCGAUGAACUGUUUUAUGUUCCUGUUCUUAGUUGUAAAUAACAAAUAAUGCAAAUAUGAUAACAAAACCAUGUUUAAUAGCAUUAUUAUUUAGAUUAACUAUAAAUAGAAUUAAAUGUCCACCAACGAUACCAAUUUAAUAAUUCAUAUGACUAUUGCGUACUUUAAAAUCUUUAAUGUCGUAUUUGUAAAAUGUACUUAAAUUGUAGUUAGUGUGUAAAGAGUUUUAAUUUCUUCUUUAAAAUAUUCUAAUGUUACUUUAAUUAUUUUCUCAUCCACUUCCAUUCAACUUCGUACAUAUUUGCUUAGUUUUGUUACUUUUAUAUAAAUGUCGUGGUCAGCUGUGAUAUUUUGUUAAAUUUUAUUGAUAAGUGGAACAAACAUUUUUUGUUUCAUAUUUUACAUCAGUCGUUUAGCGUUCUUGAUUUUUUUUUUAUCCGGUUUCCUGAUCUGUUUAAUUUGUUGCUUUAUUUCUUGUUUGUAAAUAGUAGAUAUGUCACUUAGUGUAACCGAAUUUAUAAAAAUUCAAAUAUCUCAAAGCAAUCGUUGUUUCUCGCGUAAUCUUUUGUACACUGAAAAUUGUAUUGUGCAAUAGGAUGUGCCCUAAUUUUCGACAUUUCUCUAUUAUUUCCUAUUUUUGUAUAAUAUUAUUUAUUUACUUGCGUUAUUUCUUUAUAAUUAAUAAAUAUAAAUAUCUUUAUCGUUCAUUCCAAUUAAAAUGAGAGCUCUAGGGAAGUAUGCUACAUGAUCAUUUAAAUUAUUGUAUUGUAUGAAUAAAGUGUAUUAAAUUUGAAAAAUUGGUGAAGAUGAUAAAAUAAAUUAUGAAGAUAGA
This is a messenger RNA of Vanessa tameamea, 3159 nucleotides long. RefSeq names its product homeotic protein Sex combs reduced-like (gene Scr). The coding region runs from base 338 to 1402 and encodes 354 amino acids. Gene Ontology annotation, molecular function: RNA polymerase II cis-regulatory region sequence-specific DNA binding; DNA-binding transcription factor activity, RNA polymerase II-specific. The record is from RefSeq and is a predicted model, not a curated record. Lineage: Eukaryota; Metazoa; Arthropoda; Insecta; Lepidoptera; Nymphalidae. The transcript is spliced from 3 exons. Gene Ontology annotation, cellular component: nucleus; nucleoplasm. Gene Ontology annotation, biological process: anterior/posterior pattern specification; positive regulation of transcription by RNA polymerase II.